This is a messenger RNA of Eruca vesicaria subsp. sativa (arugula), 1509 nucleotides long. Lineage: Eukaryota; Viridiplantae; Streptophyta; Magnoliopsida; Brassicales; Brassicaceae. The record is from the annotation of a GenBank genome assembly.
CUUAGCUGUUGCAUCAAGGCCACACUUACGAAUCAGCUAAAGAGAAGGAAGAACUCCGGAAGUGUUCUGAUACACAAAUUUUGAAGGAUCGGUAGCUUCUUGAAUCUCAGGUUAAUCAAAGCAUGAAUCACUCCCUUUUUUUCUAGCUAUUUUUGUUUGACUACGUGUGUGUGUCGCUCUUGUGGCACGUUAAGCAUGUGAUGAUGUGAAGCAAUCUUCCCCAAGAUUAGAGAAUGUUUCAGUUCCACAGUUAUCAUCAUGUUACAAUGAGUUCUUGCUUUAAACACAUAGUUGUGUUGAUUAACCAGAAUGGAAAUCAAUGUGCUACACAUAAGUUAAUCAAUGGCAUCUUAAUUACAUAAAGCGUCAGCGUAACAUCUACGACCUGCCUUUUGAUUAAAUUAAAUAUAAAAAAUUAUUCAGCAAAUAGACGACGCACGUGUAGGGCCCCGCGUCAUUUGCACGCGAUAUGUCUCGAUAAAUCCCCACGGUUGAUUUUAGAAAGGUAUAUUCCAAUCAAACGGCUGGAAAGAAAUAGUUAAGAGUAUGCAACACGUCUCUCUCUCUCUCUCAGAGGCUUUCGUGUUCUAUAAAAAAAAUGAAUACCAACUCGCUGACUUUGCCACAACGUUUUCUUCUUUGGCUCUGACUCGUCUCUCUUCUUCUUCGCAAACAUGUCGGACGAGGAGCACCACUUUGAGUCAAGCGACGCAGGAGCUUCAAAGACCUAUCCUCAGCAAGCUGGUAACAUCCGUAAGGGUGGUCACAUCGUCAUCAAGGGCCGUCCCUGCAAGGUUGUUGAGGUUUCGACAUCAAAGACAGGCAAGCACGGUCACGCCAAGUGUCACUUUGUCGCCAUUGAUAUCUUCACUUCUAAGAAGCUUGAAGAUAUUGUUCCUUCUUCCCACAAUUGUGAUGUUCCACAUGUGAACCGUGUUGACUAUCAAUUGAUUGAUAUUUCUGAAGAUGGCUUUGUCAGCCUUCUUACUGACAAUGGUAGCACUAAGGAUGAUCUCAGGCUCCCAACAGAUGAAGCUCUCCUCACACAGCUCAAGUCUGGAUUUGAAGAGGGAAAGGAUAUAGUUGUGUCUGUCAUGUCUGCAAUGGGAGAGGAGCAGAUGUGUGCCCUUAAGGAAGUUUCUCCCAAGUAAUAAUAAUGCUAAUAAAGUAAGCAUUCUCCUCUGCUCUGCUUGUGCAGAGGAUAAUAAACUCAUAAUCAGUUUGAAAGAAUUGAAUUAUAUAUAAGAAAAAGUUUGGUUUUUUCUUCUCAUUCUUCAACAUAAUAAUUUAAAGCCUAAUGUCUCAUGCAAAGAUACACCUUUUCUAUCUCACUAUUUGAUUUGGUUGUGUAGAAGUUACUGUUGACAGUUCCAAAACUAUACUAUAUAUUACUAUAUGUGUGAUAUAUAUGAUAAUUUCUUAGAUCCCAAGGCAAAAGUGUUUAUACGUAAAUCAGUAACUUAACUUGAUUAUGCGUUUUGAUCACUUUCUCUUUUGAGUAACUCCUCG